This is a messenger RNA of Closterium sp. Naga37s-1, 1707 nucleotides long. NCBI's taxonomy places the organism in Eukaryota, Viridiplantae, Streptophyta, Zygnematophyceae, Desmidiales, Closteriaceae. The record is from the annotation of a GenBank genome assembly.
AUGGGGGAGCAUCGCGCCGCGUUGUCUCGUGUGACCGACAGGUCUGCCAGUGCUCUUAGGAGGCUGGAGGACAUGGAGAGACGUGCUGGGAAGGAUCUCGCGGAUGCUGUGCACGAGGUUCGGACGGAACGUGCAUCCGCGACAGCGCAGCGGGAGUCGUCGGAGCGUGCCAUAGCGAAGUUGGCGGAUGCGGCUUCUGCCUUCAUGUCGAUGGUUUCGCAACACGGUCUUAUUUCGUCGGGGCCAACGAGGAUGGAUUUCUUUGCAAACGUUCGUGGUGGAGAGACGGGAUCGGCAAUCGCGGGCGAAAGGGGUGGAUAUGGUGUGCGGGAUCCGGGCCAAGGGCGGCGCCCGGGUAUGGAAUCCGCCGACGCAGCAGUUGGAGAUGAAAAAAGCGGGAAACGCAGCGCGGUCCUUCCUGCUCCUCUCGCAGCCACACCCCCCCCGAAAAAGGCAAAGACAAACUCCGACCCGGUCAUCACCUGUCAACCCGCAAUCGGAAAUGUGGGUGGUGAAGUUCCGCACGGGCCAUCACAGUUCGUGGCUGGCAGCGCUGGAGGUCGUUCUGCUGGGGCAGCCACUGGCGGGACACUGGUCGUGCCGCUUAUCGGGGGAGUGGACGGCACAGAUCCCGACGAGACCGAGGCCACGAAGGCAACCCUGGCGUUCAUGGCAAGACUCAAGGGUGGUAAGGGGACUGCAAAGGGCCCCGCGAAGGACAAGGGCCCCGCGAAGGAUAAGGGAGCCGCGAAGGAAAAGGGAGCCGCGAAGGAAAAGGGAGCCGCGAAGGAAAAGGGACCCGCGAAGGAAAAGGGACCCGCGAAGGACAAGGAGCUCGGAGUUGGCAUUCGGGUGAACGCGAAAGGAACGGCGUGGACGCUGGAAUUGCACUACCAGAACUUGCGCUGGUACUUUGGCAGUUUCAACGCACUGGCGAAGGCGCGAUAUACUGCCGCGGUUGUACAGACCGUGUGGCACAAGAAGGUUCCGAGCGACAAGAUGGUUUUGUCGGAGGCGGAAGAGGAGAAAUGGACCGCGGAUCUGGAUGUUGCGCGUCUUUUGCAUCCGGGGGUGUUCGCGGUAAUGUUUCUUCGCGGCAUGUGCACUGGGGGCAAAAGGAAUGCAGCCGAUGGACCGGACGACCUGAUUGACGAGGUCGCGGCCUCGGUUGCGCUGGGCCUCGAGGUGGAAGCGGACGAGCAUUAUGCGAAAUCGAAGGUUCCAGAGGGUGCUCUUGCCGGGUCCGUGGCGUUUACGGUCACGUUCCUGUGGCUAGUCUCCAAGAGACGUGAUCGCGGCUUCGCUGACACGGAAGCAAAACGCGCUGCAGAGAAGGCUGGAGCCCCGAGCCUGAGUGUGGAGCUAAUCUUGGCCGCGUGGCUGAACAUUAUCGUGGCUCUUAAGACAAGCGACGAUGCGGACGAGGUGGAGAAGCAGGUGGUGGCCGCUUUCAAGGGUGCGAACAACAAGAGCUUGGAACCUCUCGUGCAUGAGAUGGUCGACGUACUGAGCACGUGGUGUUACGAUCCCGAGGCAGUAGCGAAGUUGAGGGGUGUCGGCCUGUUUGUGGAGUGCAGCGAUGAUCGCGCCAAAGCAAGGAGCCAGCCCAGCACGCGUUCGCGUGCGAAGAAGCCAUCCCCGCCAUCCCCGCCAUCCUCAGAACCUGGGAUGGAGAACGUUGAAGAGAUUUCCGAUGAUGACGAGUAA